AGUUGUGCAGAAGUUGCAAGGACAUGAGAGGAAGAACGCAGGCAGGCUGUCUCCAGCAGAUCUCUGAGGUGACCUGUGACACGCUGGGAGGAGUUUCGUAAGCCUGCAGUCGGACACAUCACAUGUUUGACCAGAGACACAAACAUGGCAUCAGCACUGAGGAUCUAUUGGUUGCUCGCUGUAAGCUUUGUGUCGGCGCACGCUCAUACAGUAAAUACACGGCUCCAGCGCGGUGCAGCUGGGAGACUCUUUGUUCUCAAGUGCAGCCUCAGCGUCAACAUCAGUUGGUGGAGAGAAGGGAGGAACUUCAGCCUGCCCAGUGGAGUGGAGGUCAGAGACCGACUACUGUGGUUUGUGCCAUUACAGUUGUCUCAUCAAGGAAGCUACACAUGUGAGAGCAGAGGGACGACCAAAAGGAUGCAUUUUAACGUGUCAGUGACCGAUGACGAGUGUCCUGCUCCGGCUGAGACCAGAUCAGCUUGCCUCAAUGUCAGCACUAGUCUUUCCUGCAAACAGAGAGAGGUCCUGAAUCUGAAUGCCACAAAGGUACAGUGGCUGAAAGAUUGCCGCUCAUUGGAGCAACCAGGAAAUUCUGUCUGGGUGAAUGAAGAUGGUUACUUAAGACUUCCUGCAGUCACAGAGAGGGAUGCCGGGAAGUACACCUGCUUGGUGACUGUCAGCUUCAACGGCAGGACAUACACAUCUGCGCGCAGCAUCCAGCUGCUUGUUGACCACAGCUCAGCAGAUUCCUUCAUUGCUCAACCCCUGGUGGUGUCUCCUGAGCAUGAGGAGAAACAUGUGGACUUGGGAGCCAGAGAGGAGCUGACUUGUGUGGCCUAUAUUGGUGUCAGUGAGAACGCAGACACUAUCAUGUACUGGACCGUCAAUGGGAGCUUCGUUGAACUUGAUAAGCUUCUUCACAUGUCGGUGCCUGUAUUCAAUUCCAACAGGGGAAGGGUGUUAGGAACCUUAACUCUGACUGUCUCUAAAGUUCUACGUCGACAUCUUGAUGUACCCUUUCACUGCAUAGUCACAAACACAGCAGGACAAAGUGAGGGGAAGGUGCUCCUUCACGAAGCAGACCACAGCUCUUUCUACAAGUGGAUGUCUCUCUGCCUCGCUAUCCCGUUGGCUGUUUCCGCUCUGGCUGCUUGUUUGUUCUUCAACAGAAUUGACCUCGCAUUAGCCUACAGGAAGUUAAUGCGACAUCUUGGGAAGCUGGAAGCAUCCGAUGGAGGUGUGUACGACGCCUACGUGAGCUUCCUCAAUUCAAAUGAUCUCAGCUCAAGCAAGCCUGAAACGUUCGCUCUUCAAGUUUUGCCGGAGAAGUUGGAAAACCAACAUGGCUACUCCUUGUACAUCAGCGGUCGAGACGACUGCCCAGGAGAAGCCAAACAUGAAGUCAUUGCUGACACCAUGAGAAAGAGCCGCAGACUGCUAAUCAUUUUGUCAGCACAGCCACUGUCAAUGAAUGACAAAAACCAAGACUGUCCCUUACUUCACAAGCAAACACAGUAUGAGCAAGCACUGGGCCUGCAUGAUGCUUUGACCCACAACAGCCUAAAAGUGAUUCUUGUGGAAGUAGAUGGUCCUGUGGACUACAGUCGUCUACCGGAGUCCCUACAAUAUGUUAAGAGGAAACAAGGCGCUAUAAAGUGGAAAACAAAAACUUCAAAUAGACAGUUUUGGAACAAACUACUAUACCACAUGCCACCUAUACCAGCCAGCAGAAGACAUGCUACAAUCUGAAGAUAAAGAAAAUCUGGGUGAAAAGAGAACUCCAAAGACAAGCUCACCAUGGGGACAUCGACUGCUCAGUGUUUUGGCUCAACUAAAAAAGAACACAUUCUCUGCUUAAUACAUGUUUAACUAGUAACAAAAAUUCAUGAUCCGCUCAUUCAUCAGAUCAACAGCAAUAUUUAUGAUUAAUCCUUUUCUGGGCUGCUCCCCAUUUUACAUUAUAAAAAUGUUGAUGUGUGA
Synchiropus splendidus (mandarinfish) is the source of this 1980-nucleotide messenger RNA. RefSeq names its product interleukin-1 receptor type 1 (gene il1rl2). The transcript is spliced from 12 exons. Gene Ontology annotation, biological process: signal transduction. NCBI's taxonomy places the organism in Eukaryota, Metazoa, Chordata, Actinopteri, Syngnathiformes, Callionymidae. The record is from RefSeq and is a predicted model, not a curated record. Gene Ontology annotation, molecular function: interleukin-1 receptor activity. The coding region runs from base 145 to 1749 and encodes 534 amino acids.